This is a messenger RNA of Carya illinoinensis, 1099 nucleotides long. RefSeq lists its product as uncharacterized. The transcript has 6 exons. Bases 132 to 923 code for a protein of 263 amino acids. The record is from RefSeq and is a predicted model, not a curated record. Lineage: Eukaryota; Viridiplantae; Streptophyta; Magnoliopsida; Fagales; Juglandaceae.
AUACCCAGUCCUCAUAAGUCCCGUUUUCCACUCCCACAUCGCUGGUCCGUGUUCUGAAAGGGGCCACCUCGCUGCCAUGUUCUGGUCGAGAAUCCAUUCUUCUUGGUUUCCAAGCCAAGAAAUGGAAAUCAAUGGCACUUUUCAGUUUCACGUGGCUGUUACUUCCAUUCGAGUCUAUCACUUCUCCUCAACUAUACAUAUUGCCUCCUUCGUUAUUCAUUGGCAUUACGUUUAUUGACACAGAAGGUGGCUCCAUAUUUCAUUUUCCCAGGAAAAUAGAGCUCAAAAGUGAGUUCCCUCUUAUAGCCAUCUAUGCUUAUUCGGUUAUAAGAUCCAAAAGUGAGUAUUUUGCAUUGAAUCCAAUUGUGAAGGUGAGGGCACAGGAUGAUCAGUUUUCACCCAGAAAUGAUACUGGAUUGUUGCUGUUUUUGAGGACUAUUGACACUCUAUCCAUGCAAGCUGAGGACCAUCAGAGCCAUUCCCCAUCACCUGUUGACAGAAUCACAAAGGUUCAUGUCCCAAACAUACGAACACAAUCGAGUCCUAUGUCCCAAGGGACAAUGAAGAACAAUUUCAAACAUGUCAGUACAAAUAGCAAAUCAAAUGUUAGAGCUAAUUCAGUUCUGCGGCCACGAGCGGUCCUAUCUAGUCCAGAUAAUGAUGGGAUGAUUGGAAGCAUAAACAAACUAAUGGAAGAUCGAUCUUUGGAUCAUAGCAAGAAAGAGAGGAUGGCAUUGCCAGCCCAAAUCAAGACUGUGCAUAAUCAGGUUAAGGCAGCAGUGCCUCUGAACACAAGAAAAGGCUCCAAAGAGGUUUCAGACAGAAAGAGUGGUAUAAAGCAAAGGAAAUCAGGUCCUGAACCUGUAACACAAAAACAGAAGCCACGUGUCGGAGAAGGAAAAUCGAGCCUCCAUGCAGUAUAAAUCUCGAACCUAUUCGAUUGAAUUGUGCUUUUACUUGGCGUUAUUCUGCAGUUUCAGCUAUAUAUCCCAAAUGCCUUUUGUUCUCUUCUCUUGAUGUUUGGUUUUCAACUUCUCUUGUGCAAUGUACAUGACUGAUCUUGGGGAAUGUACCGCGUACUGAUAAACUUGCCUUCGAA